CUCAGCCGAGUUCCUCUUUUUCAUCCAGAGCUAAUCUUCUGUUUGGCCCCGGCCCAAGCCCUCAGCCAGGCGGGGAAGGAAGCGACCACGAAACCUCCACUUCCAUGCAAACAGACACCAGCGCAAGACAAGAGAAGAUCAGGCUCCGGCAGCCGCUGACAGGUUCCACCAUGGAGGCCAACCUCACUAGCCUACGGUCUACUGAGGCCUCUUUGCUGUCCUCCUCUAAGGGCAAAGCAGAUGUGGACAGCGUAAUGGACAUGGUCCAAGUCUUCUUCUACAGUGUGAUCUUCCUUCUUGGCUCCCUUGGCAACGGGGUUGUGAUCUGGAUCACGGCCCGUCAGACCACCAGCAAGGUCAACUGUGUUUGGUUCUUCAACCUAGCCUUGGCCGACUUCCUGUUCUCCGUGAGUCGGAUACUGCCACUGCUGAAGAACGCUUUCUACGAUGAAUGGCCCUUUGGCUACUUCCUCUGCCAAACCACCGGCUUCAUCAAGUACCUGAACAUGUUUGGCAGCGUCUUUCUCUUGGCUGUUAUCAGCUUAGACCGUGUCACUUCCGUGUCCUACCCGGUGUGGGCCAAAAACCGCCGGGGUCCCCGCUUGGCGUGGUUGGCUGCCAUUGGCGCCUGGUUCGUGGCCAUUACCACAAGCCUCCCUUUCUAUUUUUGCCGUGUGUUAAUUGUGAAGAACAACAAGACCAAGUGCACCCUUAGCAUGGAUGGUAGGGGGUCUACCAUGCUGACCUUAUAUUUGCUGAGGUUGGUAUGUGGGUUCCUGGUUCCCUUUGCCAUCAUUGUGGUCUGCUACGGGAUCAUCGCAGUGACACUGAGGCGACGGCAGACCAUCUUCCGCUCCAAAAAACCCUUCAAGGUCAUCUUGGCUAUCGUGGUCACCUUCUUCAUCUGCUGGGCACCCUACCAUCUCUUUCUCCUCCUCAAAUUGACGGGAGUAAAGAGUAAAGUGAUUUCUGUGGGCAGCCCCCUCACCUCCUGUCUGGCCUACCUCAACAGCUGUGUCAACCCCAUCCUUUACUUCUUCAUGGGGUUGGACUUCCGCAAAAAACUAGGCCGUUUCAGUUUGGCUGCGGCCUUCAGGAAAACUUUGCUCGAAGACUCGGCCUACUCAUUGCGAAGGCCUACCAAACACAAGAAGGAAGCUGCUUCUUCCAUGGAUGACCUUAACCACUCCACGGUGACUGUUCCAUCAUCUGAAAAAACUCCAAGUCCCAGAGGCCUGCUGACUGGGCAGACCCAUGCAAAGUAGUUGCAUGCUACAAAGACAUUUAUCUAUCAUAUUCUUUACGCAUGGGAUUCUGGACUGGCUGUUUCCCUCCCCAAAAUCUAAUGAAGUCUUGACUAUGUGGUACACAGUGAUGCUUCCUGGACAUUUUUAAACCACUGAUAACAGCUGUAUUGGAGCAAAGAGUUCAGGAUGUAAACAUUUCUUGGGUCCUGCUGUGAAUUCUGUAAGAUGUUGUCCCACCACCAUCCCCAAGAGAAAAAGUAAGGGACUCUGAAUGGAAACCACCAACUCAACCCCCUGGAGUUGGUUUCAUGCCAGAAUUCCAUCCCUGCUUUAUUCUAAGCAGCCCUCCCCUUGUUCAAUUCUAGUUAUGUCUUGUAUUGUUAUGUGUAUCUUUGUGGUAUUGUCAUUGUUUUAUUCUUUUGUAAGCUGCUCCGAGAGCUUUGGCUGAAGGGUGGCAAAUAAAUAUCCUGAAUGAAUGAAUGAACAAAUGAAUGAAAGAAAAUACCCCGAAUUGCCCCAUUGCCUUCCUCGUCUAAAAAACUAUAGCUGAGGUGGAUAAGCAAGAUAAGCAAAGAGUACCCCCUCUUUGCUCCCCAGAAAUUCCACAAUUUCAGAUUUCAGUAGGAGGUGGGGUCAUAGCAAGGUUGGAGUUGGCCCUGGGACAAAAAGUGAAGAUGGACCUCUGCCCUUCAUCCCUUCUUCAGAGAGGCAUCAUGGAGAGAGCUAAGAGCAAGCUCUCAGCCAGCUAGCGGCAGCCCUCCCUCAUGGGCCCAGGAACAUCCCUCCCCUUGUUCAGUUAUAGUUAUGCCUCUGGUGGUGGGGGCAAGG
Messenger RNA from Hemicordylus capensis (graceful crag lizard), 2075 nucleotides. RefSeq names its product N-formyl peptide receptor 2-like. Bases 105 to 1265 code for a protein of 386 amino acids. Gene Ontology annotation, biological process: positive regulation of cytosolic calcium ion concentration; inflammatory response; complement receptor mediated signaling pathway. The record is from RefSeq and is a predicted model, not a curated record. The transcript is spliced from 2 exons. NCBI's taxonomy places the organism in Eukaryota, Metazoa, Chordata, Lepidosauria, Squamata, Cordylidae. Gene Ontology annotation, cellular component: plasma membrane. Gene Ontology annotation, molecular function: complement receptor activity; G protein-coupled receptor activity.